AUGCGUAGAGUAGAUUUAUCCUCGGUGGAAUGGGUUCUGGUUUUGCCAAUGAAUCAGUUGUAUAAGACGGAGGUGUAUGGCAGAGCUGAACGUGUAGAAAAAGGUGGCCGGGGCCGGGAGGAAAACAUCCAGACGAACGAGCAGCUCCGCUUCGUGAGGGCCAAAGUGGAGGAGAGCUACGAGACGGCCAGGCACGCGCUCAUCAACCUGCAGAACAAGUAUGCAGAGAGCAAGAACGUCAAGAAUGUGUUCCACAGGUAUUCCUUGCUCAAGGCGAUGAUCAAGGAAGUGGUACGCCUGGACGCCCAAUACUGGGCGCUGAUGGACAUCCCCCGCCAGGAGAAGCAAGAGGCGGUGAGCGCCUACGUGCUCCGGGCGUGCGCCACCUUGCAGACCCUGACCAAGGCGGGUGAAGGAUUCAAGACCUCGGCCAAGGUGGCGGAGGAGGAGGAACGGCGACGGGAGCUUCAGGCCAGGCUCGACGUGAUGACGACGGGCGAGAUCGACAAUGAGAACAGCCAGCUCAUCAACGACCUAUACCGCCUUCUCAAGAAGUAUUCCAGCCUCAGACUCGUCAUCCGGGGCCUCAAGGAGGAGUACUUCGACAGCCGAUUCUACCCGAUCUUUCCCCGGUACAUCCUCCUGAAGGACAUGAUCAAAGACGUCAUCCAUGCGCCGGCGUUCAUGGAGGUUUGCCACGAGGUCGAGAGCUAGUGCAAAAAAAAAAAGAAAGGAUUUGCGCCGAUUCUGUGCUUGUCAAUGUGGAAUCAAAAGUCGCGCGGCUCAGCGUGCAGAAACGGGAAACGGUGAUAUUGGCGAGACUGAAGAGUGGAAAAAAAAAACACGAAAUACUGCGAGAAAUAGGAAUUUGCACUUUGGCAAAAAUAUCGGCGAGGAACCCAACCUAGGUGGAACGGAAUUCGCAAAGUCUGAAAUAUGCAAGAAUGAUUGCAGGGUGCUGGAAUACGUGUCGCUGUUGUUGUUGUUCCCAAACGGACGAGUGCAAAUUUUAGUUCCCAAUUUUUUUUUUGCUGCAACGACAACGGCUCUCCAAGUGCCCAGGUUUCCUCAACGAAUUGCAAAUUUCUCCCUUUUUUUGCCCACAUUAAAAAAAAAACCCUUUUUGUUGUUUCCCAGCGGACACGAAAUGGGUUCAUCUGUGAUACACUUCAUUUUCUCUGUGGAUUCUUCCUUUCUAGGUGUUCCGAUUGAGUGCUUGCUCUCAUUGUGCAGAUUCCCUCUGGUCCUCGAUCGUGCAAAAUCCUUCUGGUCCUUGAUCGUGCAAUAUCCUUUGGUCCUCGAUCGUGCAAAAUCCUUCUGGUCCUUGAUCGUGCAAUAUCCUUUGGUCCUCGAUCGUGCAAAAUCC
This is a messenger RNA of Darwinula stevensoni, 1366 nucleotides long. The record is from the annotation of a GenBank genome assembly. NCBI's taxonomy places the organism in Eukaryota, Metazoa, Arthropoda, Ostracoda, Podocopida, Darwinulidae.